AUGGCUGACUCAGAUGGCGAGUACCCCGGCUCGGAUGAUGAUAUUGCCCUGGGCAUGAACGGUGCUGGCCCUUCUGGAAAAGCGAAGGACAAGAGUCUGGCAUCAAGACCGAAGGGGCGAGCGCAGGCGAAGUGGGAGGCAGCGGCAUCUAGCAACUGGGAGCUGCAGGAGGGGGCGGAUGGCAGUAUCGAGGGGCUUCUGGGAGGACUGGAGGAGGCGGGGAAGAGGAAGAGGCUUCUCAAAGAUACCACACCUCUCCAGCGAGGCAUCAUUCGCCACACACUGCUUAUCCUAGAUCUAUCCAUCGCCAUGACCGAGAAGGACCUCCGACCAACUCGCUAUCUGCUCACCAUCAACUACACCAUCAUGUUCAUCCGCGAGUUCUUUGAACAGAACCCGAUCUCUCAGCUGGGCAUUCUAGGGAUGAGGGAUGGCGUGGCGGUCAGGGUAAGCGACAUGAGCGGCAAUCCGAACGACCACAUCAACGCCGUGAAGACUCUUCGCGGACAGGAUCCAAAGGGCAACCCAUCGCUUCAGAACGCAUUAGAGAUGGCGCGAGGGUCCUUGUACCACACGCCUUCUCACGGCACCCGGGAAGUGGUCAUUGUGCUCGGCGCACUCCUCAGCAGCGACCCUGGCGACAUCCACGACACGAUUAAGUCCUGCAUCAAAGACCGCAUCCGGGUCAGCAUCAUCGGUCUGGCAGCACAGAUGCACAUCUGCGCCGAAAUCUGCCGCAAGACCAACUCUGGCGACGACAACUCUUACAAUGUCGCGGUAGACGAGGUUGACUUCCAGGAGAUCCUGAUGUCCAUCACGACGCCGCCGGUAGUCCGCGCUACUGAUACCGAGGCGCAGAAGCGGAAUCAAGCAGCUCUACUGAUGAUGGGUUUUCCAUCUCGGAUUGUGGAGAAAGCGGCUACACUCUGUGCCUGCCAUGGCAAUCUCACCCGAGGAGGCUAUCUGUGCAGUCGAUGCAAGGCCAAAGUCUGCAACCUACCCGCGACAUGUCCGACAUGCGAUCUCACGCUCAUUCUUUCCACUCAUCUGGCGCGGUCAUACCACCACCUGUUCCCACUGCGUAACUGGGUCGAAGUGCCCUGGACCCGCGCAAGGCAGAAAAGGAGCACGCAAUGUUUUGGCUGCUUGGCCGCUUUCCCAUCUGUCCCGCCGGCAGACCGUGAGAGUACUGGAGGCGCACCAGGCGGGCGGACGAGAAGGGCAGAGGGUGCCAGCGAGUCGAGCAGGUAUGAGUGUGAGACGUGCGAGAACCACUUUUGCAUUGACUGCGAUGUGUUUUGCCACGAGGCGGUGCACAACUGCCCCGGGUGCCAGAGCAGUGCGCAUCUCCCUGGAGCGGAGGGUGCAGAGGCGAAUGGGAUGGAUGGGGAGGCUAUGCAGGCGUGA
Saxophila tyrrhenica is the source of this 1407-nucleotide messenger RNA. RefSeq lists its product as uncharacterized. Lineage: Eukaryota; Fungi; Ascomycota; Dothideomycetes; Mycosphaerellales; Extremaceae. The record is from RefSeq and is a predicted model, not a curated record. Gene Ontology annotation, cellular component: transcription factor TFIIH core complex; transcription factor TFIIH holo complex. Gene Ontology annotation, molecular function: zinc ion binding. Gene Ontology annotation, biological process: DNA-templated transcription; nucleotide-excision repair; regulation of transcription by RNA polymerase II. The transcript is spliced from 2 exons. The coding region runs from base 1 to 1407 and encodes 468 amino acids.